AUGUCAUCAAAUUCAGUUGCCAAAAUUGCCGAGUAUUUGAUUCUUUCAUUACCUCAAUCAACUCAUGCUCAUGAAUGGUUAGAACAAUCUUUAAACAAUGGGAAACAACCAUUAUACAAUUUAAAAAUUCCUGAUUUCCAAAGUGGUACUUUAGACUCAUUAGUUCAAGAAAGUGAAGAAUUAAAUAAGAUUGAUCAUCAAUUGGGUAGUUCUGUUAACAAAGUUGUAGAAAUUUUAAACAGUAUCAAUCCACAAACCAGCUCCGGGAGCUCAUCAUCAUCAUCACGAAUUGUUCAAUCAAGAUCGAUAUUUGAUUAUAUUGAGAAUUUCCAAUGGAAUAGUUCGAAAUAUCGUUUAGAUAAACCAAUCAGUCAAUUAGUGAAAAUGAUUUCUCAAGAAGCAAUUACUUUAGAUAAUGAUGUUCGUACAAGUUAUCAACUGUAUCAACUGGCCAAAUCCAAUUUUUUAGCAGCUGAUAGGAAAAAAAAUGGUGAUUUAUCAAUUAAAUCAUUACAUGAAAUUGUUAAACCAGAGCAAUUUGUAUUAGAUUCCGAACAUUUAACAACAAUUUUAAUUGCUGUUCCUAAUAAUUUAUUAGAUGAUUUCCAUAAAAAUUAUGAAACAUUAACUUCAUUUGUUAUUCCUCGAUCAGCAGAAUUGAUUGCUAAAGAUCAAGAAUUUCAUUUAUUUACCGUGACUUUAUUUAAAAAAUAUCAACAAGAAUUUAUUAAUAAUGCUCGAGAACAUAGAUGGCAUCCAAGAACUGAUUUCACUUAUAGUGAAGAAAUUUUAAAUGAAUUACGUAAGGAAUUUGAUUUAACUCAAGCUACGGAAUUAAAAUUGAAAAAUGAUUUGAUUAGAUUGACUAAAACAGCUUAUCUGGAUAUUAUGGCUAAUUGGUUUCAUAUUAAAAUUAUUAGAACUUAUGUUGAAGCCGUUUUAAAAUAUGGAUUGCCCCCACAAUUUGAUAAUUAUUUGAUUAAAUUUAAUGAAUCAAAUUUGAAAAAUGUUGAUAAAGCUAAAAAGGAAUUGAUUGCUAAAUUUAAUUAUCUUGGUGGUAAUGGUUAUACUACUGGUAAUAAUAAUAGUUCAAAUUUACAUGAAUACGCUUCAUUAGUUGAUACUGAAUAUCAACCAUUUGUUUUAUAUGAACUUGAAAUUGUUUAG
Messenger RNA from Candida albicans SC5314, 1167 nucleotides. It is a transcript of the gene VMA5, whose product is annotated as H(+)-transporting V1 sector ATPase subunit C. NCBI's taxonomy places the organism in Eukaryota, Fungi, Ascomycota, Pichiomycetes, Serinales, Debaryomycetaceae. Gene Ontology annotation, cellular component: vacuolar proton-transporting V-type ATPase, V1 domain. The record is from RefSeq and is a predicted model, not a curated record. The transcript has a single exon. Bases 1 to 1167 code for a protein of 388 amino acids. Gene Ontology annotation, biological process: proton transmembrane transport. Gene Ontology annotation, molecular function: proton-transporting ATPase activity, rotational mechanism.